This is a messenger RNA of Miscanthus lutarioriparius, 1428 nucleotides long. Lineage: Eukaryota; Viridiplantae; Streptophyta; Magnoliopsida; Poales; Poaceae. The record is from the annotation of a GenBank genome assembly.
AUGGCCAUCAACGAUGAGCAGAAGCCGCUGCACAUCCUCUUCUUCCCGUUCCUCGCGCCGGGGCACCUAAUCCCGAUCGCCGACAUGGCCGCGCUCUUCGCCGCCCGAGGCGUCAAGUGCACCAUCCUCACCACCCCGGUGAACGCCCAAGUCAUCCGCUCGGCGGUGGACCGCGCCAACGACGCCUCCCGCGGUACCGAGGGCGCCCUGGCCAUCGACAUCGCCGUCGUGCCGUUCCCCGACGUCGGGCUGCCCCCCGGCGUCGAGAGCGUCCCGGCCCUUAAUUCCAUGGACGACCGCGAAAAGUUCUUCCACGGGGUCCGGUUACUCCGCGAGCCGUUCGACCGGUUCUUAGCGGAGAAUCGCCCCGACGCCGUCGUGUCCGACAGUUUCUUCGAGUGGGCCGCCGACGCCGCCGCAGAGCACGGCGUCCCGCGGAUGGCGUUCCUCGGCAGCAGCUUGCCGCCCCCGAUGACCCUGACGACGCUCGUGCUGCUUCCGGGGCUGCCGCACCGCGUCGAGCUGAGGCGCAGCCAGAUGAAGGAGCCCAAGAAGCAGCCAGAGGACUGGGCCUUCCUCCAGCGCGUCAACGCCGCGGACCAGCGGAGCUACGGCGAGGUGUUCAACAGCUUCCACGAGCUGGAGCGAGACUCCUUGGAGCACUACACCACAACGCUCGGGCGCCGCGCGUGGCUCGUCGGGCCGGUCGCGCUCGCCAGCAAGGACGCGGCGACGAGGGGCGCCGGCAACGGGCCCUCGCCGGACACGGACGGCUGCCAGCAGUGGCUCGACACCAAGCCGGAGGGCUCGGUGGUGUACGUGUCCUUCGGCACGCUAUCCCAUUUCUUGCCGCCCGAGCUGCGCGAGCUGGCACGCGGCCUCGACAUGUCCGGCAAGAACUUUGUCUGGGUCAUCGGCGGCGGCGCGGACACCGAGGAGUCGGAAUGGAUGCCCGACGGGUUCGCGGAGCUGAUGGCGGGCGGCGACCGCGGCUUCAUCAUCCGGGGUUGGGCGCCGCAGAGGCUGAUCCUGGCCCACCCGGCAGUGGGUGGGUUCGUGACGCACUGCGGGUGGAACUCGACGCUGGAGGCCGUGAGCGCCGGCGUGCCUAUGGUGACGUGGCCGCGCUACGCCGACCAGUUCUACAACGAGAAGCUGGUGGUGGAACUGCUCAAGGUCGGUAUCGGCGUGGGCUCCACGGACUACGCGUCGAAGCUGGAGACCCGGCGCGUGAUCGGCGGCGAGGUGAUCGCGGAGGCCAUCAGGAGAGUGAUGGGCGACGGCGAGGACGCCGAGGCAAUACGGGAGAAGGCCAAGGAGCUUGGGGAAAAGGCCAGGCGUGCGGUGGGCAACGGUGGGUCAUCUUACGAUGAUGUCGGACGGUUAGUGGACGAGCUGAUGGCUCGUAGGAGCUCCGUCAAUGUCUGA